AUGACAGAAGCUACACCAACCGUUGAUGCGGGCAACGCAUUUAUCGAGGCAGAAAUCGAAGGUUCGAGUGAGGGAGAUCUCACCUAUGAGAUAGGCCACAUAUUCAAGCGGCUAUUUGCUAGAGACGGAGGUAUCAGUCCUCAUGAUGCGGCGCAACAAAUCGAUGCCGUUUAUUCAGACAUUUGGUUCCCUUUGGAUCCCACAUUCCGCUUCCGGCCCGAUAAAGGCAUGCCGAUGUUCUUGCUGACCAUAAACGAAUUUAUCUUUCCGCUCGCGAGAAUACUUCGUUAUGAUGACAUGCGACAAGGUACGCUGGUUCAGCUGAUCUUUGAAAUCCUUGCACUACCGCCUCGCGCAGCUCAGAUCUGGGGUGAGGACUGCACGCUCUAUAAACACAACCCCCUGUUCAAUAGCGAAAUGGAUGAAGAGUGGAACAUAAACUCACCCCCCGAUGUACUGAGUGAUGAAGACGAUUCUGCUUCUGCAUCGGAUUUACAGGAGAAAUGCGAUGAUUACCUGAAUUAUUCUGCAUUCCUUGCGCGCUGUACCGGUGGCGGUCUAUUUGAGAACGACAAAAAUGAUUCAGGGUAUAAAUACUGCACAUAUGGCAUCGCUGAUGGGGUGGAGAAAGAUCCGCCACACGGUAUCGUACGAAAAUCGCGGAUACUAGUUGCUGCCAUUUAUAUCUUUUUCUCCGGCCAGGUUGUUAGGGACUACUGUCACAGUUAUCCAUCAGACAGUGAUAGGGGGAGAAGAGCACGGGAGAUGUGGAAUGUGUGGAAAGAAAAGUUUGAAGCAAUCGCUGAUGGACAGAAUGAGGACCCCGAUAUCAAAGAUGCGGCCAAGAAAGCUCACGCUGUGAUGGUAGAGCUGGACACAUCAGACCAUUAUGCCCCUGAGAACACACAUUUAUGA
Molecule: messenger RNA, 915 nt
Organism: Talaromyces amestolkiae
Lineage: Eukaryota; Fungi; Ascomycota; Eurotiomycetes; Eurotiales; Trichocomaceae
Exons: 3
Coding region: 1-915 (304 amino acids)
Source: RefSeq, a predicted model, not a curated record